CUUCAGCGUGACAUGUAUGUAUAUCUAGUAUAGAGUUCGUGCAAUAGUAACGCCAUGGUUAAACACGGAAUGGAUAUUUACCUUCCUUGCUGCGUAAUAUUCUUCUACUGCACCUUACCGGCCGAAAGCAUUUUGGACCACCGAGUGUCGACCACACGCUCGCCCAAAAUAAAGCAGAAGGAAGACCUGAAGCCCGUGGACGUACACGGCUACGACGACCCCAGUACUCCACGGCCGCCUCUUGUGGUGUACGAUGGCCGUGAUAGACGAGGUAUGGUGCCGCGAGAGCAGUUGCAUCGCGAAAAUAUUUUUGGUUUAGACGAGCUCUCAUCGGGUCGAUCUUCAGGUCCCAUUGUCGUGUCCGGGUAUAGUCAAGUACAUGGCAGUCUCCUCAACAGAAACUCUACUUUCUCCAGCGUAAAUUCUAAUCGAAAUAUGGGUAUGUACCCUCAAUUGGGGACUGGACAAGAAGAAGCUGUUGCAAACACAGGCGAGUUCAGUGACACUAAUUUACCUCCAACUGAUUUGUACGGGAGUUCAAGAGAUACGAUUAUCCAUGAGGAUAGAAAGUUGAGCAGUGACCAUGCAGGUGAGACCCAACCUCAAAGAGCUGGAAGUGGACGGAGUUUUGACGACAGCGGUUCAGGGCCAGAGGAAAAUUAUGCUCAGAAUAACGUCUAUGAUAAUGAUAAACCAAGUGAAGUCGAUCGUUUAUCUAAUAAUUAUGAUAGUGAUAUUGAUGAAAGAUUUAGUGGAAAUAAUCGUAUCAAUAGAAAUGAAAAUAGAAACUAUGGUGCUGACACACGAGAUCGACCAUACAGCAGCAUUUGGGAAAGAAAUCAAGGUCAGUAUGGACCUAACCCAAACAAAACUGCAUACCGAAACUUUACAGGAUCCUCAAUUGUUCAAAACAGCAAUGGGUUUCGAACUUCCGGCUCAAACCAGAACGUCAAUGUUAAUAGAGGUCGUACUUUCCAAUACAACCCGGAUGAAUCACGACCUUCAAUUGUGUAUAACCGUGAUCGGAACACGUUUGUAGACAUCACAUCAGAGGGAUACGAACCUUACAAUGCUAAUUCUGAAUCAGACUCGAGUAUAUACCAAUCGAAUUCUGCAUUUGAUUCAUCGUCGAGUCAAGAAACAGUGGCCCUUGGAGCUGGAGGUAGUCGAAAAUCAAAUCGAAAGAGAGUUGACGGAUCGAUUAGUUCAACACCAGGUCAAAGAGAAGGAAGAGGCCAUGGUAGAGGCCAGGAUGGAACGAAUCGUCAAGAAGUUCCGCCACCUCUUGCAUGCCCUGCACCCAAUGGCCUUUUUCCGCAUCCUAAGGAGUGCAACAAAUACCUGCAAUGUGCUCAUGGUCGAUUGUUCGUUCGAGACUGUGGACCUGGCACGGUUUUCAACCCCAUUCUCUCGAUAUGUGAUUGGCCUGCCAACGUCGACUGUAGCAACGCAGCAGCGUCUGCAAACAAUCCAGCAGUAUCUAUUGUUAACCCGUCACGAGUGAAUUCUGGGGGUAGUGUUUUGUCAAAUGCAGUUUCUCCGUCAGCAGGAAAUGCGUUUGAUUUUUCUCCAAGACUAAAUACGCAAACGCAGCGACCUUCGACGACAGAAGCAUAUUCCUGGUGGCCGUUCGGGAAGAACUAUGACCGGGUUCAGCCGCAAGGACGACAUGGCAGAGGAGGGAGUACCAGCGUAAUUGACUCGAUAUUUGACAAGGCGAGUGAUGCCACUUCUUCAGCUGUGAACGUUCUGCUGGAGACGGCAGGGUCUAUAGCUAACUCCGUCACUGAUGUCGUCGAUGAGGUGAACUGGGGUGCAGCGAGGGCCACCGACAAAGGCAAGAGGAUUCUGAAAAAAUUCGGCUUACAAUCUCGAACCAUUUGCCCAAGACCUAAUGGUCAAUUUCCUUACGUUAAGGACUGUCGCAAGUUCGUGAACUGCUUCAGGAACCGUCCCCACCUGCAGUCUUGCCCCCCAACGCUGCUUUUCAACGGCGCCACUGGGACCUGCGACUGGCCGGGCAGGGUAGUGUGCCCUACAGCCAGGGUCGUCGUGGGCGCUACUCCAUACGUGGUCAUCGCCCCGCCCACCGGCCAGGACGUCCGACUGCGUGGCGGUAGCGUCCCAUGGGCAGGCUACGUCCAGUUACGUAAGCCAGCCAGUGAUGGCCAGCCACAUGGCUGGGGCCUGGUGGCUGAUGAGCCUGAUGGCUGGACGCGUGCAGACGGUGACGUCAUAUGCAAACAACUCGGUUUUCUGAGAGGUUCGUCCUCGGUCUCGCAGGGCCGCAUGUUCGGGCUUGUGCCAGACAUGCCGGUGCUCGUAACGCGUCCUAACUGCACCGGCACUGAGCCAUCACUGCACCAGUGCCCCAGAGACCAGCGCAACAACGCCGAAACAAAAGCCUAUGAUCUUGAGCUAGCCGUUGCGGAUAAAAACAACGCCGAAACAAAAGCCUAUGAUCUUGAGCUAGCCGUUGCGGGGGUUCGGUGCACCCCUAACCCCUUCUCCGAGUGUGCCCCCGGGGGGGUGCGGUGGGGGGACAAAUGUUAUUACAUCUCCUCUGCCGUGCACCUCAACACAAGCAUCUCUGCACGCGGUCGCCGUACAGAGAACCGAAAUUCCGGUUCACGCUCACGCAGAAGCGUGGACAGCGUCGGCGCUGACGCGGUUUUAGGGGCCGGGAAACCGGUUGUUUUGGACCACACGCGCGCCAAAGAUUUCUGCGACGAACGCGGCCUCAACCUCGUAACGAUCCGAUCGCAGGCACGAUGGAACAGCACAGGCAGCACCCCGAGCACUGCAGUGUACAGCGCCCCAGGACUGCAUGCUGACUCCCUCAGCACGCUGUGCGUCGUGCUGAGGGAGACCUUCCCUGCGAGUGCUGACACCCACGAUAGGGCGCAUGCUGACUACUACUGGUGGGAGAACUUUUAUUGCCGCAACUUCGACAAUGAGGACAUGCCGUGGUGCUACGUCGCCUCUGGCGUCUUCGAGUACUGCGAUGUAAAAAGGUGUCCAGACCAGGAAGUGUCCCCGGCAGCCAUAGGUCCGUGUCCUGCGGGACAGAUCACGUGUCCCAGGUCUUCUACGUGUAUUUUUGCGGAGUGGCUCUGCGACGGCAGACAGGACUGUCCGGGGGGAGCGGAUGAGGUCGCCUGCAAAGACUUCACCAGCGAAUUUUCGGAUCCUCUUGAGAAUUCGCGCCUGAAGAGCAGAGAGGUGGAGAAGUGGCUCUUCACGCCCCUCAUGACGUGCGCCUCACGCUGCGUCCACGCCAGGAGCAUCGUGUGUAAAGCUUUUAAUUACUAUCCAGAGAACGAGACUUGCAUCCUGUGCGAGGGUGUGGCGGGGGAGGCUGGGGGGCUGGUGCAGGAGGCAGGAUGGCAGUACUGGGAGCGAACGCAGUACAAGCUCCAGGACUGCUCCAAGCGCUGCAGUGAUGGACGCUGCUACACUCAGGCUCAGGAGUGUGAUGGCAGUCGUGACUGUAGAGAUGGUGAAGACGAACGUCAGUGCCAAGGUGACCGUAACUUCGAAGUACGGCUCGCCAACGGCACCACUGUGCACGAAGGGCGCGUCGAAGUUAAAGUAUCGGGCAGGUGGGGUGGCGUGUGUGACGACCUGUGGGACUUGGCAGAUGGGGAUGUGGUUUGCCGACAACUGGGCUUCCCUCUGGGAGCCAAGGAAGUCCACGGUGGGAGCAGGUACGGCAGCGUAUUAGAUAGCGGACGCUCCGUAUACUUCAUGGACGACCUAAACUGCGGAGGAGAAGAAGCCGGACUGCAGUUCUGCGACUUCGCUGGCUGGGGAGAGCACGACUGUGGACCUCGUGAGAGCGCGAGCGUGCAGUGUGCAGUGGAGGGCAGUUCGUGCAGCAGCGCGGCGCAGUUUCGCUGCCGUAACCAGCGCUGCAUCGACCAUGCCCUGCUCUGUGACGGCUUCAAUGACUGCUUCGACAACUCUGAUGAGAGCCAGCAGCUCUGUAGUGUCAGUCUUUAUACCAUUCGCUUAUGUUAUGGACAAGUUGAUGUAACAAGCUAUUACCAUUAUUUAAGGUUUUUGAUAAUAAUAACCUUGAAAUNGUUAUCAUUUAACUAAAGAACUUCACAGGUAGUGUGCAGGGCUGCAGGCUACGGAGGAGCUACUGUCAUAUUCAAGAACAAUACAUUUGGACCGGGCGCAGGCAAGAUUUGGUUGGACGACGUGCGGUGUCAGGGCCACGAGACGUCCCCAGAUCAGUGCACCCACCGUGGCUGGGGACUCAGCAACUGCGACCACAGCGAAGACGUCGGCGUCAGAUGCCUGAGGACGCCACGAGCAGACGCUCCUGCCGGCGGUAGCGGGGGAGCUUCGUUGUCACCCCCACCGACAGCAGCGCUGGGCGGGCUGCUACCGGAGGCCUGUGGCAUGCGCUUCGUGGAAGACCGACCGAUCUCCCUCACCGAGUCUGCUAGAGUGGUGGGGGGCUACAGCCCUAGACCGGGGGCACAUCCAUGGAUGGUUGGAGUACGCGUGCGAACGAGCAGUGGUUCUCAGCACUGGUGCGGUGGUGCAGUGUUGACUGCUGCUCACUGCAUCGCAUAUCCUACCUCUACCUUCAUCGUCCGGGUCGGCGACUACGAUAACGAGGAACAAGAGUCCUAUGAGAAGGACUUCUUCGUGGAGCGGGCCAUUAAACACCCAGAGUUCGACGUGGGUCCAUUCUACAACAACGAUAUCGCGCUCCUCAUCAUUAAGAGGAAAAAUGGAGAGGGCAUAUCGUUCAGCGAGCGAGUGCAGCCGCUGUGCGUCGUGACGCAGGACUUCAGUUACCAGCCUGGACUGAACUGCACGGUCUCUGGCUGGGGGGCUGUCGGCCAGGACAGAAGUUUCUCGCGCUCGCUGCUGUCGACGAUGCUCCCCAUCAUCCCGGACUCGGUGUGUCGCAGCGAGCGCGUCUUCGGCGCCACGAGACUCUCGGCGGGCAUGUUCUGCGCCGGCCACCUGGAGGGCGGCAUAGACACCUGCCAGGGUGACAGCGGGGGACCUCUGGUGUGCCAGCACAACGGCCGAUUGACCGCCGUGGGGAUCACGAGUUGGGGACACGGCUGUGCUCGUCCCAACAAACCCGGCGUCUACACCCGCCUGGCAAACUAUCUGCCAUGGCUCUACUCUGUCCUCAAACCCUGAGUGAGCUGCUCAAUUUGCCAUCAAACCGCGACAAACAUCUCAUUUUACUGUCACAUUACCAGAACGUCUGUUGCGCCCUCAACCAUUUCCCUCGAACUCCGCCAGUCCCUCAGAUCUGAACUGAAAUCGUGAGCUCUAUUAUUCAUACGAUGUAUGUAUGAGCAUGCUAUGCGCCGACUUCACCCUCUAACUGCAUACUAACUUUCGUAUCCAGAUGCCAGAUUUGUGAACCUACUAGCUAUGACUUGUCCAAAAUAUUUCUUGUUGCGACAACUUAGGCGUGAACUCGUGCAGUGAGGCUCGUUGCCUGACCGUGAGAAUGUUUGAGGUUCUGAAUGUAGAAUGAAAUUUGUUCUCCAUAAGACCGGAAAAUGUAACGCUCGAAAUUAUAUUUUUCAUCUAGA
This is a messenger RNA of Hyalella azteca, 5576 nucleotides long. RefSeq lists its product as uncharacterized. NCBI's taxonomy places the organism in Eukaryota, Metazoa, Arthropoda, Malacostraca, Amphipoda, Hyalellidae. Gene Ontology annotation, cellular component: membrane; extracellular region. The record is from RefSeq and is a predicted model, not a curated record. Gene Ontology annotation, molecular function: protein binding; chitin binding; serine-type endopeptidase activity. Gene Ontology annotation, biological process: proteolysis.